GGGACGACAUCCUAAGACCCACCUCCACGUACACAUUCACGCCGUGCGGCUGCUGCUAUGAUCGCCGCUCUCGUCGCUCCAAAGAUUUUCUCCCCGCGAGUUCUCGUUCAUCGCGCCGGACAGUCAAGCGCUGGAGUCUUUCCUCGCGGUACAGACAAGCCGCGGCCGCAAUCCCAACCCAGCAACUCAUCCAGGCCAACAGAGACAACAAACUUCUCUCGAAAUCCGAGCGGUAGAGGAGCGUUUCGACCGAUUAUCAAACCGGGCGUGCAGCGAGACAAACCGGCAACAUUUCAGACGCCAAAACGGAAGCAUCCGUGCCCGCACUGCGACGUGAGCUGCUCGAAUCACGGCCAACUGCGCGGACACAUGAGGGUGCACACCGGGGAGCGACCGUUUCGCUGCAAGUUUCACAACUGCACGCGCUCGUUUGCUCGCAACGAGGAGCUGACGAGGCACAAGAGGAUACACAGCGGACACCGGCCCUACUCUUGCUCUCUAUGCCGCAAAUCGUUCGGUAGGAAGGAUCAUCUCAAUAAGCACCAGAGAACGCACGCGACGUGGAGCUCUGGUGUCGACUGUUCAGCGCUUGAAGAGAUUUCGACACAUAGUGACAUGCAGGUUGCAUGACGGGCAGCUAUGUAGGUAGGCUAGUACUGAGCUGCGCUUCUAGACUGUACAUAGAACUUUUUGUAUUGCGGGUUUCUGUUGUGUGUAUGAGCGUGUGCUAGGAAAUCUGAAGCCGUAGGGUAGACGAGUCAUGUACUGUGCUGU
This is a messenger RNA of Corticium candelabrum, 774 nucleotides long. RefSeq names its product Krueppel-like factor 13. The record is from RefSeq and is a predicted model, not a curated record. Gene Ontology annotation, molecular function: DNA-binding transcription factor activity, RNA polymerase II-specific; RNA polymerase II cis-regulatory region sequence-specific DNA binding. The transcript has a single exon. The coding region runs from base 58 to 630 and encodes 190 amino acids. Gene Ontology annotation, biological process: regulation of transcription by RNA polymerase II. NCBI's taxonomy places the organism in Eukaryota, Metazoa, Porifera, Homoscleromorpha, Homosclerophorida, Plakinidae.